ACUGUAUCUGCUACUAUAGAUUGCAUCUGGCUACAAAGUAAGCAUUGAGACUAGCUCGCUCUCGAAUCGAUUAGCCGCUACUGAAUUCGAUCUGAAGCUGCAGGAGUGCAGCGCCAAAUUGUUGUGGUCGCUGCGACAGUAACCGCUACUGGAGACUGUUGCCCGGGGUGGACUGACCUGCUACCAUACAGCGCAGUAUGUACAUGCUGUCCACACUUCCCGGCAGUAGCUAAUGUCGAUUGAUGGUGUUACACCCCAUACAACACCCAUGUGGAGCUAUUAGCGGUUGCAUCUCCAGAGAGCACGAAUCCUUCUCCAUGCCGGGAUAUGCAUGCCUCGUACGAGCCGAACAUCUUUUCAAAAGCAUGCGAUAUCACAGAAUGAAACGCCCCUGGGCAGCAACAGAAAGAGCACGUUGGGGCUGCUUGCUGGUUGGCUUCGGGCCGGUGGGAGGUAACGUGACCGGCGAGGCCUAUCUUUACCUCAACGACACGGCCCAUAGAGAGAAGGUCACCUGGCGAUACUCACUAUCAGCAUGCGACGACGAAGGUAUUGCAUGAUAUAGAUAUUCAUGAAUACCCGGCUCGCAGAAGUUCAUGGAACGAGGGCUCGCGUGUUUUGUAUACAGCGGAGGAUGUGAUAUGGUCAACGGACUAGCGGAAAGUAGAUAUCAUAGUGGAUCUCCCGCCACUCCUACCACUGAAUGUACUGGAUAUUC
Molecule: messenger RNA, 718 nt
Organism: Dissoconium aciculare CBS 342.82
Lineage: Eukaryota; Fungi; Ascomycota; Dothideomycetes; Mycosphaerellales; Dissoconiaceae
Exons: 1
Coding region: 381-560 (59 amino acids)
Source: RefSeq, a predicted model, not a curated record